Messenger RNA from Arabidopsis lyrata subsp. lyrata, 1237 nucleotides. RefSeq lists its product as uncharacterized. The record is from RefSeq and is a predicted model, not a curated record. Gene Ontology annotation, biological process: nucleobase-containing compound metabolic process. Lineage: Eukaryota; Viridiplantae; Streptophyta; Magnoliopsida; Brassicales; Brassicaceae. The transcript is spliced from 3 exons. Gene Ontology annotation, molecular function: 3'-5' exonuclease activity; nucleic acid binding. Gene Ontology annotation, cellular component: cytoplasm; nucleus.
AUGAAGUUGGUAUCCGUUCGAUUCUCUGUAUCUCUUUCAAAUAAGAUCAAAUGGCUAGGUGCUUUUGUCGGACUAGACGUCCGCCGAUGGAUCCAUAGCAUCCGCUUCUUCAGCCGUCUUCGCUCGUCACACCCUCUCGUUGUCGGACUAGACGUCCAAUGAACACCCGGUGGUUCCGAUCCUCCACCGGAUAUUCUCCAACUAUGUGUUGGUACCCGCUGUCUCAUCAUCCAGUUGUCUCACUGUAAGCGCAUGCCCGACGUCCUUCGAAGUUUCUUGGAGGAUGAGACAAUCACUUUCGUUGGAGUCUGGAACAGUCAAGACAAGGAUAAUCUCGAGAGAUUCCGCCAUCAGUUGGAGAUAUGGAGACUUCUCGACAUAAGGCACUAUCUGGCUACGUGGCUCCGCAAUAGUUCGUUUGAGAAGAUUGUGGAGGAGUGUUUGGGGCACGAGGGAGUGAGGAAAGAUAAGGAGAUAUGUAGGAGUAAUUGGGGAGCUCGCAGCCUUUCUCAUGAUCAAAUUGUUCAGGCGUCACAUGAUGUCUAUGUUUUCUGCAAGCUUGGUGUUAAGGAACGUCUCUGGAAAGAGAGCUCUAAUCUUUCUUUUGUUGGGGUGUGUUUCUGAGGAAAGAUCUUUUCUUUUAAAAUAAUUAAUUAAUGUCUUUUUUUUUUUUUGUAGCUAGUUGUUUUGAUAAUGAACGUUUUCUAGGUCAAAAUCCUUAGUCGCCAAAACACCACGCAUGCUUUAUUAACAGAAAACAAGAAUUAAAAAGACGUCUAUGUUAACACUCCUGUCCUAUAUUAAAAAAAAACAUGUAUGUAUAUCAAACACGGGAAUACAGGAUCAUAGAUGUUUUGACCAACACUGUGAUUUCCAAUGGCUCAGAUUAAGGGUUAAAUAUAAUAAAUUCCUUUCUUAGAAGACGAAAUUGGUUCUUAACAUUUUUAAAAAGAAGAAGAAGAAGAAGAUGAAGAUGAAAUUGGUUGUGGGAUCAUUGUGUGCACUGGUCAUGUUGGACAAGGAUGAAGAAAAGAAUUUGUGAAAGGGUCGAGUGAUCAUCGUGUUUUGAUGUAACUCACAAGUCACAAUACUAUGGGCCUACGGUUUUUCUCUUGGAAGACGGCUGGCUCCGAAGGAAGAGAUAUGUCCGCGAGGCCGCGGCACCUUAACUGUGUAACAUUUUAAAAUUCUGUAAUGUGUAAACUAAACAUGUAAUAUAUAUAUAACACUUCACAUA